UCCAGCCCUCCAGCCCUCCAGCCCUCCAGCCCUCAGGCGGCCCAUCGGUCCGGCGGUCGUUCCGUCCGUCCGGCCACCUCUGCCUCCCGCCGCCUCGCGGGGCCCAACGCCGCCCCGCAGCCCCGACCGGGGCCGGAGCCCGGAGGACCGGGGGGCCGGGGGACCGGAGGAGCGGAGCCCGGAGGAGAAGGAAGGAGCGGGGUCCGGAGGGGCGAGCAGAAUCCAGGAUGAGGCAGGGCGUCGUGGUUGAGUGGAGCAUCAAGAUGCUAAUUCUGGUCUUCGUCCUGAAGACCACCUCGUCCCUAAAUCCGGAAGACCCCAACGUCUGCAGUCACUGGGAGAGCUAUGCGGUCACAGUCCAGGAAUCCUUCGCCCACCCCUUUGACCAGAUCUACUACACGAGGUGCGCCGACAUCCUUAACUGGUUCAAGUGCACAAGGCAUCGGAUAAGUUAUAAAACGGCCUAUCGGAGAAGGCUCAGGACCACCUACCGCCGGCGAUCCCAGUGCUGCCCGGGAUACUACGAGAACGGCGACUUCUGCACACCGCUGUGCAGCGAGGAGUGUAAGCACGGGAGAUGCGUCUCCCCGGACACCUGCCACUGCGAGCCCGGCUGGGGAGGGAGCGACUGCUCGAGCGGCUGUGACAGUGAGCACUGGGGACCUCACUGCGGCAAUCCCUGCCAGUGCCAGAACGGAGCCCUGUGCAAUCCCAUCACGGGCGCCUGCGUCUGCGCCGACGGCUACCGGGGCUGGCGCUGCGAGGAGCCCUGCGACCCGGGGACCUACGGCCAGGGCUGCCAGCUGCCCUGCCAGUGCCGCCGCGGGGCCACCUGCGACCACCGCACCGGAGAGUGUCACUGUGCUCCCGGCUACACCGGGGUGUUCUGCGAGGCGCUGUGCCCGGUGGGGAGCCACGGUGCCCACUGCGAGCUGCGCUGCCCCUGCCAGAACGGGGGCACCUGCCACCAUGUGACCGGGGAGUGCGCCUGCCCCCCAGGCUGGACCGGCUCGGUGUGUGCACAGCCCUGCCCGCCGGGCACAUUUGGUGCCAACUGCAGCCAGGAGUGCCCGUGCCACCACGGAGGGCAGUGCGACCACGUGACGGGGCGCUGCCAGUGCCUGGCUGGCUACAUGGGAGACAGGUGUCAAGAGGAGUGCCCCGUCGGCAUGUUCGGGUUCCAGUGCUCCCAGCGGUGCGACUGCCACAACGGGGCCACCUGCUCCCACACGAGCGGAGCCUGCCGGUGCCCCCCAGGCUACCAGGGGCCCCGGUGCCAGGAGAGGCUGUGCCCGCAGGGGCUGUUCGGCCUCAGCUGUGCCCAGAAGUGUCCCUGCGACCCCAACAACGCUCUCAGCUGCCACCCGCUCUCCGGGGAGUGCACGUGCCGAGCCGGCUGGGACGGGCUCUACUGCAACGAGUCGUGCCCGGCCGGGUACCACGGCGAAGGUUGCCGGCUGCCCUGCGCCUGUCAGAACGGCGCCGACUGCGACAGUGUCACCGGGCGGUGCGCUUGUGCCCCGGGCUUCAUGGGCGAGGUGUGCUCCGUGCCCUGUGCCCCCGGAACCUAUGGCAUCAACUGCUCCUCCAUUUGCUCCUGCAAGAACCAGGGCACCUGCUCUCCUGUGGACGGCUCCUGUGCCUGCAGAGAAGGCUGGCAGGGCGUGGACUGCUCUCUCCCUUGCCGCAGCGGCUCGUGGGGGCACAACUGCAACCAGACCUGCGUCUGUGCCAACGGGGCGGCCUGCCAUCCUGCCGACGGGUCCUGCUCCUGCUCCUCCGGUUGGCUGGGGGACACCUGCGACCGGCCCUGCCCCGACGGGACGUACGGCCUCAACUGCAGCGAGCGCUGCGACUGCAGCCACGCCGACGGCUGCGACCCGGUCACGGGGCGAUGCUGCUGCCUGCCCGGCUGGACCGGUGUCCGCUGCGACAGCUCGUGUGGCCAGGGCCGCUGGGGUCCAGACUGCGCCAUCGCCUGCCGCUGUGAGAACGGAGGGUCCUGCUCUCCUCAGGACGGCGCCUGCGACUGCGCUCCUGGCUUCCGCGGGCCUCUGUGCCAGAGAAUUUGCACCCCGGGCUUCUACGGCCCCCGCUGCGGCCAGGCCUGCCCGCUCUGCGUGCACAGCACCGGGCCCUGCCACCACGUCACCGGUCUCUGCGACUGCCUUCCCGGCUUCACCGGUGCCCUCUGUAACCAAGCGUGUGCCAGCGGGCGGUUCGGGAAGGCGUGUGCCCAGGAGUGCGCCUGCACCAACAACGGCACCUGCAGCCCCAUCGACGGUUCCUGCCAGUGCUCCCCCGGUUGGAUCGGCCAGGACUGCGCUCAGGCCUGCCCAGCGGGAUUCUGGGGUCCCGACUGCUUCCACGCCUGCAGCUGCCACAACGGAGCCGCCUGCAGCGCGGACGACGGGGAAUGCCGCUGCGGCCCAGGCUGGACCGGCCUCUACUGCACGCAGCGCUGCCCUUCGGCCUUCUACGGGAAGGACUGCGGCCACCUUUGCCAGUGUCAGAACGGGGCCGACUGCCAUCACGUCAGCGGCCAGUGCGGCUGCCGGACGGGCUUCGCCGGGCGCCACUGUGAGCAGAAGUGCUCUCCGGGGACCUUCGGCUCCGGGUGUCAGCAGCUGUGCGAAUGUAUGAACAAUGCCACCUGCGAUCACGUCACCGGCACCUGCUACUGCAGUCCGGGCUUCAAGGGCAUCAGGUGUGACCAAGCCGCCCUCAUGAUGGAGGAGCUGAACCCCUACACCAAGAUCAGCCCGGCGCUGGGCUCGGAGCGGCACUCGGUGGGCGCCGUCAUCGGCAUCGCCCUCCUCCUGCUCCUCGUCGUGGCGCUGCUGGCGCUGUUCGCCUGGCACCGCCGGCGGCAGAAGGAGAAGGGGCACGACAUGCCCAGCGUCUCCUACACCCCGGCCAUGAGGAUCGUCAGCACCGACUACUCCCUCUCGGAUGUAUCGCACAGUAGCGGCAGCGGGCAGUGCCUUCCCAACCCCAACUACCAUCCCCUGUCCCGCGCGGGGUCUCCCGAGCCCGUCAGUAGUCUGGACGGGAGCAGCUUCAGUAAGCUCAGUGACAAAUCCCUCGACGGCGACGCGGCAGGCUGGACCCCGUACAGCUAUCUGAAUGUGCUAGACUCCCAUUUCCAGAUCAGUGCCCUGGAGGCCAGGUUCCCGGCCGAGGACUUCUACAUUGAACUUAGACAGCUCAGCCAAAGCGCCUCUAAGCCCGGCAGAACAGGUGCUUGUGGAAUGGAUAGAGGCCAGAACACAUACAUUAUGGAGAAGGGCUUCAAAGGGUACACGAAGGGGUCGGUGUGCAGCUCCAGCACGGGAUCCCUGAGCAGCGGCAGCGGCGAGAACCCGUACGCCACCAUCCGCGACCCGCCCGCCCCCGCCCGCAAGCCCGCCGAGAGCAGCUACGUGGAGAUGAAGUCCCCCGGGCCCCGCCAGACGCCGCCCGCCACCGCCAGAAACGUCUACGAGAUGGAGCCCACGGUGAGCGUGGUCCAGGAAGGCCGGGGGCCCAGGGCCGGCGCACUCCAGAAUCCCUACGACCUUCCCAGGAACAGCCACGUCCCGGGUCACUACGAUCUCCUCCCCGCCCCCGCCCCGGGACCCUGGCGGGACCAGCAGGGUUACAGGGAGCCGCUCCUCUAGGCCGCCGCCGCCGCCGCCUCCCCGGGGCCCGAAACCGGUCGAAGACCUUCCCCACCCUCCGGCCUCCCUCCGCCCCGACACUCUCUCCCCACCCCCAACCCCCCAAGGCUGCCCCGUCCAUUGCCGAAGCGGAUCCCACGGGGUCAAGGGUGGCUGGACCCCCCGCCCCCGCCCCCGGGGCCCAGCCUCCCGCCUGUGCCCGUCCUGCGUCCGGCCUGUUGUGCACGUGCUCCUCUGGCGCCCCGCCGGCUUCGCCCUGGCCUCCAGGGUGGACAUCUGCCCCCUCUCGCCUUUUUAGGUUUGACUUUCAUGCCCAGUCAACCCCCUGCCUACCCCCCGCCCCCAUGCCGGCUCGUUUCUAGGGCACCCUCUCUGAGCACGACCGCCAGCUUUGUCCCCCUUCUGUUCCGGGACAGAACAGUCCCCCAACUUUGGCAGAACCAGCACCAACCUUCCUUGACCCUCCGCUUGUUCGGCGCCCGCCCCCUCCCCCUCCCCGCCCCCAGCGGGGUCCACCUUCACAGCCCCCCGCGCACCCGCACCCUCCUCCAGCCGUGGAGCCGGGGAGGGGAUGGGGCCCCGCGGGGCCAGAGACGGGGUUCGGGCGGCCCCCUUUUCCGUGUCGAUAGAACCCUUGACCUAGGAAAUAAGAUGACUUGCUCUUAAGCAUUUCCUUGUAGCUCUUAAGCUUGCCGUAGGAUUAAUUCCAAAUGUGACCAUUUUUCUAGGCAGAUUUAGCAGUAGCAGAUUCCUUGCUUGAAGCGUGUUGGGUUUUUUCCCGAAGGGAUUAGCUCGGCAGGGCGAAGCCAGCUUGGGCGGGGGCGGGCGACGCGGGCGGAGGUGAGGGGAGACCGCUCGGACUGGAGUGCCCACCCUCUCUCGGCUACAUCCUCCCUCUCUGGUGGCCAAGGGGCAGGCGGCGGGCCCGGACCGUAUCGGCAGCCCCGCCGCCAAGGAGCACCUCAUCCCUGCCCGGAGGUGGGCCCUAGGCUCCGGGCCCGGCUGACCGUCUCCUCCCACGAGAGUGCGGCCCGGAGCCUUUACCGCCAGCCGGCCGCUGGCGCCGGCCAUCUGGGCGUUGAAUCAGCGAGACAGAGAGAAAGGUGGGCAAAGGGAGGGAGAGAUCUCCACCCCGAUGGUCCCGGCCUAGAGGAGAGGGUUCCCGCCCCGGUCCAGACCCACCGUUGACACGACUGCCGACCGUGUGCAUGGGAGCGAGCGUGUAGUGGGUCGGCAGUAGGCGUCUUCCCUUCCGGAAAAGCCUUACGAAAGCAGGAGGAGGCGGUUGCUCUGUGGGUCCAGCGAGCGGGGCCUCAGGUGAGACAGGGGCCGAGCCUGGGAGGGACGGAGGGAGACCGUCUCUCCCACCCUGUAUCCCUGACUCUGCAGCCGGACCCCCUUUCUGGCCUUUUGCCGCGGGGGUGAGCGUGGUUCAGAUCCCCACGGGAUUAGGAGGAAGGGCGUGUCCCACCAUCAGCGAGACGUCUGUGGGCGGGCUGGCCUUGAGCCCUCCAUCCUCUUUCUCUCGCGCGCUAACACCUCCGGCUCAGUGGCACACGAAACACCUAGUUUCGUGUCUAGUCAGCCGACGGCGAAACAAGGGCUCGACCCGUCGGACCCGGGAUCACUUGUCCUCCCCCCGCCACCCCAAGGCAAGAAUCACAGCCCUCAGAUCAAAAACCCGGAUGGCAGAGGGCCCGGUGCCACCUGCUCCAGUCUGGGGACGAGGCCCGUUUUGUCCCCUGGGCAGGAUAGCAGCCCCUUCCCGUGGAGGGUCAGAGCGCCGCUCAGGGAAAAGCCUCACCGGAGCCCCCUCUCUCCCUCCCUCCUUCCUCCUGCACCCGCUUCGGCGGCUGGCAGCAGCUGUUGGCAUCAGAGCACCACCCCUCCCCCCACUCCAUACCUACCUCCCUCACCUCCCGCUCCAACUGUUCAGGAGCUGGGUUAGAGCAGACACAAGGGACCCAGCCCCUGGCUAGCAGCGUGGGUGGCCCGACGGCAUCCGAGCCACAGCCGCUGAGGGCGACCGGUGGGCUGGCAUCAGCCGGUUGCCCUGCCCGCCUUGAGCGCCCGAGUCCGGGGGGCGUGGGCGUGGUGUUUCCGGGAGACGCGUUCACUUUUCACCCAAGCUGGAUUUUUAACCAAACGAGCCCCGCAGCGAGUUCAGCAGAAACAGCAGACCCACCCCCCUGGACCAUAGCAUCACUUUAGGAAUUAGGCGAUGAAAUGGCAAUACUUUUUUAAGACAGAUUUGUAAUAUAUUUGUUCACCGUGCAACGGUUUCAGACCCCCGCACGAAAUAAAAAUGGAUUUCUCUCAA
Molecule: messenger RNA, 5979 nt
Organism: Ornithorhynchus anatinus (platypus)
Lineage: Eukaryota; Metazoa; Chordata; Mammalia; Monotremata; Ornithorhynchidae
Gene: MEGF11
Product: multiple EGF like domains 11
Exons: 26
Coding region: 228-3659 (1143 amino acids)
Molecular function (GO): scavenger receptor activity; protein binding
Source: RefSeq, a predicted model, not a curated record